This is a messenger RNA of Epinephelus lanceolatus (giant grouper), 2854 nucleotides long. RefSeq names its product ADP-ribosylation factor-like 9 (gene arl9). Gene Ontology annotation, molecular function: GTPase activity; GTP binding. The record is from RefSeq and is a predicted model, not a curated record. NCBI's taxonomy places the organism in Eukaryota, Metazoa, Chordata, Actinopteri, Perciformes, Serranidae.
AAGUUCCUCCUGAGCUUCCUGUCUGUUAAUCCACUUGUUGAGCAGAAGAAGAAGACGAGGAGGUGAACACACAAAGUGAAAUCUUCACUAAAAGUCAAACGAUGGCGGAAACGGUCGGGUAAAGAGCGGCAGUUAGGAGAAACAAACCCGGCUGUUGAGCACCAUGUCCGGUCUGAGAGCAGCCGGCGUCCUCGGCGCCUCCGUGGCUCUCGCGGGAGGACUCGCCUAUCUUAUCUGGAACUACGCGUCCUCCUCCGGGGAGGGGAAGCCUGAAACACGGCCGGAGAAAGACGGGAAAACUGCCAGAAAGGAAGGAGAGGGAGAUGAAGAGGAGAGAAAAGAGGAAGAACAGACUGUUGUGGCCGUUGAGGAGGCGCCGGUUGUUGCUGCUGAAGCUCCGAAAGCAUCGGAGGUAAAAACGUCUAAGCCUGUGGAGUCAGCAGGGACUCAGGUUCUGGUUCUGGGUCUGGAUGGAGCCGGUAAGACCAGCCUGCUGCACUGUUUGGCCACCGGGUGCCAGGAGCAGGACAUGGAGCCGACGCAGGGCUUCAACGCCGUCUCCAUCAACAGAGAGGACCUGCACAUCGAGUUCCUAGAGAUUGGAGGUAAAGAGGAGCUGCGGCCGUACUGGCAAAGGUACAUGUCCAAGGCUCUGCUGCUGGUGUUCGUGGUCGAUUCCUCCAACCUGCAGCUUUUCCCCGUUGCUAAGAAGCACUUACACGAGCUGCUGGCCUUUGACCCCCACCUGCCUUUAAUGGUCCUGGCCAACAAACAGGACCUUCCAGGAGCCUGCAGCAUCACCGACCUCCAUGACGCCCUGUCUCUGUCCGAGGUCGGCGACCGCAGGUUGUACCUCAUCGGCACCCACGUGAAGAAGGGCGAAACGGAGCUCAGCUCAGGUGUUCAGGACGCUUGGGACUUGAUCAUCCAGAUGGUUUGUGACGACAGAUAAAACACUCUGUGGGUGGUUGACACUUAAUCCUUCAGAGAAAGUCUAAUAAGUUCUCUGCACCUUUUCACUUAAAUGUUCUCAUUACACCAGGUCGGCUGACACUCUUAUUUAUUUAUGAGGAAAUCAAAACUUUUUUUGUUGUUUUGGUAGAGUUGGGAUUAAAAACUAGAUUCUGGGUGUUAAAGUGUAAAAUUUCACUUGCUCUGUUACCAAAUUACAUAUAAGCCAGGACGCUACAGGACAAUCCAGACAACAUGCGUUCACAUUUUAUCAUCACCAAAGAUUUAUUUUCAUCCGUGAAUGUUUCACUUUGCAAGACUGUCACUGUGUUCUUCUUUCUCCUGGUGUCAUUUAGCACUGUAGAUACGGAAACACGAGCAACUCUAAAGCUGCCUUCAGGUUUUAGCGCAGAUCGUCACACGGUACAGAAUCACAGUGGAUUUAUUUCAGGCUGUAGAUUCGCUUGGACCAUCUGUGUGGCUGCUGGCAGCAGCUUUAACACCACCGAUGAGCUCACAGUCUGUUACAACAGAAAUGUAAAAGUGCUGUUAUCAUUAUUAUCAGAGAAUAUUUAAUACCUCGACAUAAAGACUUAAAGCUGUGCUGGGCAAGAUUUACAUAUCAAGCACAAGAGUCCAUAGAGAGGCUCCCAUCCCUACUUUCACUCACUUUUUGUCCCAUUUGUGCUGAAAAUUCAAAGCGAAACACAAAACUUAAGUUUCCUAUGUUCAGGUUUGUGAUGGUACGUGAUGUGAACAGUGACGUCUUUCGGCCAUCUGGGGCCGCCAACAUGCAAAUUUGACUCUUACAGCUUUAAGGAAAAAAGACAUUAUACUUGUGGGAUGCACUGACAAGCCUUCUGAUGUGCCGUUAAUAUUUAAAAACACAAUUUCAUCAGUACACCAAGACUAUUUCAUGUCUAAAUUAAACAGCUGUUAAAUGGAGCAGGUAGAGCAGAUAAUGGAGGUUGUUUGCUCCAAUAAUCAGCUGUUUAGUCGUCAUUUUAUUACUGAAUGAUCAGACAGAGAGUUACCAAACAAUAACACUAUUGAAUAACUUUCUGACUAUGAGUGUCUUUGUUGGGUUACAGCGGGGAUACUCAACUUGCUUUUCCCCGGGGCCACUUUUUCAAAAUGACAGGAUAAUAAACAAUAACGUAAGUGUAAGAAUUGCCCGUUUUCAGCCUUUGAACUUUUGCUGUCCUCACUCAUCUUUGCCAAGAGGUCAGCUGUAUGUGGGGGUGUCUCUCCCAGACCUCUGUCGGGGGCUCAGAGGGACCCUCCUCUGGAUUUUUGUUUUAUUUUUGAAUUAAAAAAGAGCUCUAUUUUGAUGCUUUUUAUAUACUCUGGCACUUUAUUUACAUUUUAAGUGCAAAAAAAUCCCAGUGUGAGUCAAGUUAUUAUCACUGUGAAUUACAAAAAUAGUUGGCGAGCCAUCUGGCACCCGCACCACAAGUUGAGUAUCACAGAAUUACAGCUUUAAAAACAUUAUUACUUUUUUUGACAAGUUCAUUGUUACAUAUGUUAAGUCUUUAACUUGAAAAGGGAAUUUAUCUUAAAAAAGAAUAUAAACCAGAUGUCUUUUGGAUUACCUUUGUGUUUUUGCUGUUCAGAGAGGAGCUGUUUGCUCCUUGUUACUUUGUCUUAAUACAGUUUAAUUUGUUAAGAUUUGACUUAGCUGUUAAAGUUAGGAUGAAGGGGAGCUACAUUGUUAUGUGCAAAGCCUUAAUGUGUACUGUGUUUGACGAAUGUAAAGGUUUCAAAGAGCACAUUUUCAAAACAUGUCAUUCAGAUUGUCAGAGCUUUUCCCGCAAUACCAAACAUGUUUAACAUACAGCAUUGUGUGAACAGUUUGUCUUGUAUACAGUUUUUGUAACUCUCAAAUAAAUUGUUUCCACUAAAA